CGUUAUGCGUGUCUCCGUUCCUGUGUUGGCCCUGGCCUUUGGCUCCCUGGCCGCUGCCGCCCCCAACGCUGGGCGUCGAACUUGUGGCUCUGUACCACCUCCAGAAUUCUUUGAAGCGUCAGAAAAAGUCGCUGCUCUGGAAGAAAGCGGAGCGUUCGCCGAUUUGCAGGCCCCUAUUGAGGUCGAGACUUAUUUCCAUGUCGUCGCUUCGAGUAGAUCAGAGCGUGAUGGUUACAUCAGCGAUCAAAUGUUGUCCGACCAAAUCCGGGUCAUGAAUGAGGACUAUGCCCCUCACGGAGUUCAUUUCAACUUGCGAGAAACGACCAGAACGAUCAAUCCAAGCUGGGCUUCAGACGGAAAUGAGAUUGCCAUGAAGCGCUCUCUCCGCAAAGGAGGCUACGCUGCUCUUAAUGUUUACUUCUUGAAGGACCUUGGUGGAGCGUUGGGGUAUUGCUACUUCCCCACCAAUGCCGCUCCCGGCUCGACCACCUUCAUCCGUGAUGGAUGCUCUGUUCUGUCCUCUAGUGUGCCCGGUGGCAGCGGAGCCCCUUACGACCUGGGCAAAACAGCCACCCACGAGGUUGGCCACUGGAUGGGUCUCUUCCACACCUUCCAAGGUGGCUGCUCUGGACAGGGUGACUACGUCAGCGACACCCCACCCCAGCGCAGCCCAAGCUCCGGCUGCCCUGUUGGCCGUGAUUCGUGCCCCGGUGGUGGUGUUGACCCAAUCCACAACUACAUGGACUACUCUGUUGACUCCUGCAUGAACCAAUUCACCAGAGGCCAGGGUACUCGUAUGAGCUCUAUGUGGAGACAGUUCCGUGCCGGAAAAUAAUCUGUCAUGAUUGAGCCAGAUCGGAGCCCAGAAUCCAUUUGAUAUUUUCAUGUACAUAGUUGAUGUCAAUGUGAAUUGAGAUUUUGGAUAGACA
This is a messenger RNA of Coccidioides posadasii C735 delta SOWgp, 929 nucleotides long. RefSeq names its product low affinity high capacity ammonium permease (gene MEP1). NCBI's taxonomy places the organism in Eukaryota, Fungi, Ascomycota, Eurotiomycetes, Onygenales, Onygenaceae. The record is from RefSeq and is a predicted model, not a curated record. Gene Ontology annotation, molecular function: metallopeptidase activity.